AUGGGAGGAAACUGCAUGUGCAGUUAUCACGGCAUUGUAAGGCUGGAUUCAAUCAAAGGCCCUGCUGUAGACAUAAUGGGAAAGCGUGCACGACCGGGCCUGGUCGUGGGUUUGGUGGCAGCUGUGCUUUGCAGUCAAUGUCCUGCCUUUAGCAGUCGCACCCCUCGGGCGACACGCGUCCCCCGCGCCGCGAGCGGGCCCAGUGAGGGUCGGGUGCUGCGCGUGCUCGUACCCAUCGCUGAAGACUCCGAGGAGAUUGAAACGGCCUGCAUCACCGACGUGCUGACGCGCGCGGGUGCGGAGGUGACCGUGGCCAGCUGCAGCGAAGCAUUGCAAGUUCGCAUGUCGCGCGGGUUGAAGGUGGUGGCCGACAAAGACAUCAGCGACUGCAAAGGUGUCGCUUGGGAUGCGAUCGCACUACCAGGGGGGAUGCCAGGAGCGGAACACCUUCGAGACAACCAAGUUCUCAAGGAGAUGCUGCAGGAGCAAAAGCUCAGUGGUCGCUUGACCUGUGCGGUUUGCGCAAGUCCUGCAGUGGUCUUCGCCCAACAUGGACUCUUAGAGAGCAGCGCCACCUGCUAUCCUGCGCCGAAGUUCAAAGAGAUGGUGGGUUCCAGUUGGAAGGAUGCUCAAGCGGUGGUGGAUGGCAACGUCAUUACCAGCCAAGGGCCUGGCACCUCGCUGCAGUUCGCUUUGAAGAUUGUCGAAGAACUCUAUGGGAAGGACAAGGCGGAGGAGUUGGCACAGCAGAUGGUGACCAAGACCGCCUGA
Molecule: messenger RNA, 771 nt
Organism: Durusdinium trenchii
Lineage: Eukaryota; Dinophyceae; Suessiales; Symbiodiniaceae
Source: the annotation of a GenBank genome assembly